GCUACAGCUGAGCUGAUGGUGGACUGGAGGCGCGCGGCUGUAGCAGGAUGGCUCACACCAAACACACGAUGUCCACUGAUGUGGAGAGUCGGAGGCGACGGUCCACUGAGAGCUCAGAGCCCCUUUGGGACCAUGACCCCAAAGGUCGUCGCUGUAGCUCCCAGUGUGACAGACUGUGUGUAGCUGGAGCAUAUCUUGAGAUCCCAGAUACUCCUUCCCCCUGCACCUCCCAGUAUUGCGGACACUACACCCCAAAAUGUCUCUCUGCCCACAGUGAUUCGGGGCAUUCACGGUGCACAGAUGACGUUUGGCAAGAAGCGAGCAUCAGAACCACCAUCCGAGCAGAAAACGAGUUCGAGGCACAUAAACUUGCCAAUAACUACAAGUUUGGUUUCAGGAAAUGGAAGAGUCAUGUAACCGAACGACCCAUUGAAGACAGAUCUGAUGUAGUUAAGGAGCUUUAUUCUGAGCUCAACUAUAUCAAACAUCAUUCAGGAUCACUCAUCACUGCUGGGAAUGUAAUAUAUGUAUUGCUCUUUGGCUGGUGGAUCUCCAUAUUUUACUUCUUGGUUAGUCUGCUGAUGUUUUGCACCAUUGCUGGUAUCCCAUAUGGAAAACUCUGUUUGCAGCUGUCGGGUUAUUUCUUAUGGCCAUUUGGAAAGGCAUUACAGAAAAGCAGCAGCCUGUUGAGGAAAUGUUGUGUGAAAUUCCCACAUUGUGAGGCCAUUCCAGAGGAGGUGGAUGAAGUAAAGGAGUCUUCGGAGGUGAAAGAGUCUACACCUUUGCUGCGCUGUGCUCCCACAGAAAUCCCUGUGACAACACCGCCUCCAAAACAGACGCGUUACUGGUGUCGGAUGAGUACGUAUGUUUGGCUGGUGUUGGGAUACCCCCUGCUGGCUGUGGUUCAUUUCCUGGCCAUCUUCCUGUCCUGGAUGAUGGUUUUCACCAUCCCUGUGUCAAAGAUGAACGUCAGGACCUUGAGCAUCAUCCUGCUUAUGCCACCAGAGGAGGUCAAAGUUCGGACUGUGAAAAAGCCACAAGGUUGUGAGACCAGAGUUCUGCUGUGCUGUUACCGUGCCUUCAACUGGUACUACUACAAAUACACUGUGGAUGGGAUCAAUGUGUUUGCUGUCAACCUGUUGCCGCUGGUUAUUUUCACUCUGGUGAUUGGCUACGUGGACCGAGAUAAUUAUUAUGUGAGCUCAGAGGCAAAGUUUGCCAUAGCAUUGAGCUCCAUUAUCCCAUUGUCUUACUACAUUGGGAUGGGGAUAGCAAGUAUUUCCGCACAGAGUAACUUUGCAGUGGGAGCGGUAGUAAAUGCCACGUUCGGCUCGAUUACAGAGAUGGCCUUCUACAUCACAGCUUUGCUGCAGGGUCAUCGCGCAGGAAACAAGUGCUAUGCAGAGAUCGUCAAAUCUGCUCUGACCGGCACGCUGCUGGGCUGCAUCCUCUUCAUACCUGGCAUCUGUAUGAUCAUCGGCGGCUGCAAACACAGUGAGCAGCGGUUCAACAGCAGGUCGGCAGGAGUCAGCUCGGCUCUGCUUUUCAUAUCAGUAGGAGGUGUUUUCACCCCCACACUGUUUUCAAAGGCUUAUGGAAACUUUAUAUGUGAGGGCUGUAACAUCUCGCUUAGUAACACCACAAAGCCCUUCAUUUGUAAUAACUGCCACUAUGACCUGAGUGAAAACAACCGACCCCUCUUUUUGAGUCAUAUCGAGCCUUUAGUGUACACAAUCUCUGUCCUGUUGCCUGCUGCGUAUCUUAUUGGUCUGAUCUUCACGCUUAAGACUCAUUCGCAUAUUUAUGAUCUCCACAUUAGUGAUGCCCACUGUCAUGUUAUUAGCGACCAUGGUGCAGUGGUUCACUGGUCUAGAGCGAGAGCUCUAGUGGUGCUCAUUUUGGCUACGGUGUUGAUGGCAGCUUGCGCUGAUCUCAGCACUGAGCACAUCAAACCUAUCAUUUCCAAUUCCAGUGUCUCACAGUAUUUUAUUGGAGUUACUAUAUUGGCCAUGGUUCCCGAGCUUCCUGAGAUAGUCAAUGGGAUCCAGUUUGCUCUUCAGAACAACAUCAGCCUCAGCCUGGAAGUGGGGAGCUGUAUUGCAGUUCAGGUGUGCAUGUUGCAGAUACCGCUACUGAUCUUUUUCAAUGCUUUUUACGAUGUUGGAUUCGUUCUCAUAUUCAGUGAUUUACACCUCUGGGCAAGCAUCUUUAGCGUGAUUCUGGUCAACUACAUAUUUAUGGAUGGAAAGUCGGACUACUUUCAGGGAACCGCUCUGGUGGUCGUGUACCUAAUUCUUCUGGCUUUGUACUUUUUUGCACCUGCUCCUCUUGGAUGUUAAGAAAAAUGACUUUUUCCUUGUCUUUUAUUGUUGGCGUGUUUGUAUGUGUAUUUUUGUCUUAUAUACUAUAAAGUUCUUUAUACGGAAUAUUUUCCAGCAUGUGACGUAUGAGAGCUCUUUUUGAGAACUUUUGAGCCUUAUAGAAGCUGAGAGCAAUUUCACCAUGUGUUUACUUAAAAAUGCAUAAUAUUUUACAUUUACACACACACAAAAAGUAAAAGAAACAGAUGUAGCAAUGAAUCACAAUGAAAUUAUAAUAAAUGUUGUAUUCCUUUCAUUCACUUUUCUUGAACUUUUGUAAACACUAGAGAUUCAACACACCACCAGUUGGAAGAAGUUUAUUAAUUAUUCAACAAUAAAACACAAAACUGGUACACAAGUUACAGGUAACUGGUGAGUACCUUGAACAUUUGCUGCACAACUGAGGAAUCGAAGUCCAGCGAGACCCCUCGUCUCAAAAAAACACAAAUGUAGGGACUCCCGUCACUCCAUUCAGACUGAGUGAAAAAUUUAACUGUGCUGCUGAAAUCAUUUCUGAAAAUAAAUGUGUAGUUGUCACAGUCUGCACGUCGCCUGUAUGACAAAGCACCCUUAAAUCCUGACCCAUGCAAACAGGAAUCCAGUCAUGCAGAAAGAAAAUGGCAGAAGGUGGGUGGGUACUGGGUAGGCACAUAUUAUGGGCAUGUAUGUGACCUAAUAUCAGGAAGAAAAAGCUACUUUGUCAACAUAAAUCAAAUUUUACUGGGUGUAAUAGCAAUUAUUAAUCUUUUAACAUUUUACUCAACUAUAUCAAUUGCUGGUGCCUAAUGAAUGUAGUUAAAUGGCCAAGAACUGUAACGGGUUAAAUAACCCAACAAGGCAAAACACAUCAACUCUGAAUUCAAGAUGCUGUAUUUGGCAUUGCGGCCAGAGAUGUUUUGAAUUCAGAGCUUGAUUUUUUUUUGUUUGAUCAGCAUAGUAAAAGAAGCGCCGCUACAUUAUUGCUAAAUGACAGGAAGGUUAUCUGUUUUUCUGUACAGAUAUACACAAGGCCCAAAAUAUCAUUAGCAUUGUGCUGACCAAAUGGUUUUAAAUUUAGAUAGUUUUAUUUAUUGUAAAUGCAUCAAGUGCUAGAAAGCUUGAUGAAAAUGGCAAGUGCGCAUCUGUUGUAUUAUAAAUUCAGGUCAGCUUGUUCUAGAAUAGAAUUUGAGUUAAAUAAUAAUAAAGUGCUUUUAGCAAGGCUUUGUUCAAUUUAGCACAUUAUCACAUCUUGCUUAGUAAAGGCACUGUCAAUGUGUCAGUUUGAACAUUUGGAUGAGGGAUGAUUUAAGGAAAAAUUUUAUUUCAGUAAAAGCAUUAAAAGUAAAUUAAGGAGCACCUUAUUCACAGUGAUGUAACGAUUGGUUUACAAAACUGGGUGAAACAUGGGAACAGCUCUGCAAUGACUGUACAGCUUUGUUGACAUUACUUGGUCUGGUGUUUGUGCCUAAAUGCAGAUGUAACUGCAGAUCUGAGCAACAGCAUCCAACCUAAAAAUCAACAUUCUCGGUUAAAACCCAUUUUGUUAAAAUAUUCAACUUUUCAACACUGUUUUGCACCGUUUUCACUGAAGUAAAGCCUUAAAUCCCAAUCCCAGACAUCAAGAGUUCUGCAUAAGUCUGUUCAGAUAUCCAAACAGUUGCCUGGAAACUCAAGCUAAUCGAACCCUGAUUACAUCUCUGCUGAUUAAAUAUUCAUGCCGUGGUGUGGUGAUUAAUAAAACUUAAAUAAUUCUUUGACAGGAGAGGAAAUAGAAUUAAGAUGCAUCAUUAAAAUCAACUCAACAUGUCCCCCAGGUCACUACUGAAGGCCAAUAAAUAACAAUAUUACAAUCUCAAGAAAGAAAGAAAUAA
This is a messenger RNA of Sinocyclocheilus rhinocerous, 4210 nucleotides long. RefSeq names its product low affinity vacuolar monovalent cation/H(+) antiporter-like. Gene Ontology annotation, biological process: intracellular calcium ion homeostasis; calcium ion transmembrane transport. The record is from RefSeq and is a predicted model, not a curated record. Gene Ontology annotation, cellular component: membrane; endomembrane system. The coding region runs from base 48 to 2339 and encodes 763 amino acids. Gene Ontology annotation, molecular function: calcium:proton antiporter activity. The transcript is spliced from 20 exons. Lineage: Eukaryota; Metazoa; Chordata; Actinopteri; Cypriniformes; Cyprinidae.